GAUGCUCCAUGAGCUCUAAGAUAAAAAGAGAUUAAGCAGGUGAAGCUGCAUAAAUGAAGGUGAAAGAUACAAGGAUCGAUAUUUAAAGCUAGAAUUUGGAAUCGAGCAUCCUAAUUUUUUCAUGGAUCCGAUUCUUAAAUUGAUUUCUGACUUGAAAUAUCGUCCAGAGGAUUUGAAGCUUUGCUAUUGAAUCUCAGUGCUUUGUUAUGAAGCUACAAGCCUUGGGGCCGUGGUACUUGAAAUAGUUAUGGUAACAGUUGGAUUGCUUGCGUGGGAAGAAAUAAAUUUCAUUGUGGUAAUGCCGUCUGACUGUCCAGCUCUAGCAUGAGAAAUGAAUAAGAUUCGAUUCGGCCUAAGAACAACGCUCCCAGUCUGAUAAUGGAAUCUGAUGAUAUCGUAUGUGUUUGUCUCUGUCAGCACAAACUAAAUCAAACACCUUUGAUUUUUCAGAUCACUCCGUUCUUAAACGCCGCCAUUAAAAGCCAAAACCUCAACCACCUCCUUCCUCCAAGCCGCCAAAAAGCUUUCUUUCAUUUGCUAUGGCGACAACUUUGGACGGUGCCAAAAUAGUCUCCACGGUUGAAAAACACCCUUUCUCUGACCGAGUAGUGAUCUCUUCCAUCGUCGGCCGACCCGACGGAGGCGCUUGCCUGGCGGGGCAGCGAGUGCGGGUCGGAGGUUGGGUGAAAACUGGCCGGGAACAGGGCAAAGGCUUGUUCGCUUUCGUGGAGGUGAGUGACGGCUCCUGUUCGGCUAACUUACAAGUUAUUGUGGACGCCGCUGUAGCCGAUCUAGGCCAGCUAGUGCCAACUGGCACAUCCGUGUCCGUUGAGGGGCUGCUUCAAAUUCCACCUGAAGGGACUAAGCAGAAGAUUGAGCUUCGAGUUGAGAAAGUCCUUGAUGUGGGAACAGUUGACCCAGCUAAGUAUCCAAUUCCCAAAACUAAACUGACGCUGGAGUUUUUGAGGGAUAGAAUCCAUUUUCGUCCCAGGACAAACGUGAUAGCUGCAGUUGCGAGAAUCCGAAAUGCACUUGCUUAUGCAACUCAUACGUUCUUUCACGAUCAUGGGUUUCUUUAUAUACAUACUCCAAUUAUCACCACCAGUGAUUGUGAGGGAGCUGGUGAAAUGUUUCAAGUUACAACUUUGAUCAGCGAAGCUGAGAAAAUAGAGAAGGAGCUCAUCAAGAAUCCUCCUCCCUCAGAAGCUGAUGUUGAGGCUGCCAAGGCGGUUGUCAAGGAGAAAGGAGAGGCUGUUACAAUAUUAAAAUUCGAUAAAGCCAACAAGGAGGCAAUAACCACUUCUGUUGGUGAGCUUACAAAAGCAAAGGAGAAUCUUGCCAAGUUGGAGGAAAGAUCAAAGCUUAAGCCGGAAAUUCCUCAAAAGGAUGGAAAGAUUGAUUAUGCACAAGAUUUUUUUGCCCGUCAAGCAUUUUUGACCGUUUCUGGUCAACUCCAAGUCGAAACUUAUGCAUGUGCUGUUAGCAAUGUCUAUACGUUUGGACCAACUUUUCGGGCUGAACACUCCCAUACCUCCAGGCAUUUGGCAGAAUUCUGGAUGGUGGAACCUGAAAUAGCAUUUGCAGAUAUUAAGGAUGAUAUGAACUGUGCAGAGGCAUAUGUGAAAUUCAUGUGUCAGUGGUUACUUGACAAAUGCCUUGAUGAUAUGGAAUUUAUGGCUAAAAAUUAUGAUAAAAGUUGCAUUGACCGUCUAAGAAUGGCUUGUUCAACUCCCUUUCAACGCAUAUCAUACACAGAAGCGGUGGAACUACUAGAAGAAGCUGUGAAAGAGGGGAAAAAUUUUGAGAAUAAGGUGGAGUGGGGAAUUGAUUUAGCAUCUGAGCACGAAAGAUUCUUAACAGAGGUCAAGUUUCAGAAGCCUGUUAUAGUGUAUAACUACCCAAAAGGAAUCAAAGCAUUUUACAUGAGGGUGAAUGAUGACUUGAAGACUGUGGCUGCUAUGGAUGUUCUUGUACCAAAGGUGGGAGAGUUGAUUGGGGGAAGCCAAAGGGAAGAGCGUUAUGAUAUUAUUAGGAGCAGAAUAGAGGGGAUGGGUCUGCCUCUUGAGCCAUACGAGUGGUACCUUGACCUGCGACGCUUUGGCACAGUGAAACACAGUGGAUUCGGUUUAGGCUUUGAACGAAUGAUUCUCUUUGCCACGGGAAUGGACAACAUUAGAGAUGUCAUUCCCUUCCCCAGAUAUCCUGGAAGAGCAGAUCUCUAAUCUUUAGUUUUGUCAUUCAAAUGUAUGCUUUCUGAAGCAUUCAGCCAAACAAUCAACGUGUAUACUUAUUCUGUGCUCUGAAAUUCUUGUGCUUGGUUAUAUUGCGGUUUGUGCUAUAAAUAUUUGCUAGAUUUGUAUUUUCAGAUGCUAAAUGUACCAGUUUGUUCUAUCAGGCUGCCAUCAUGGCUGCUCAUGCUUCUAACCGAUUGGAAUGAGAAGAAAUUACUGAUUAUGAUUUA
This is a messenger RNA of Mangifera indica (mango), 2461 nucleotides long. RefSeq names its product asparagine--tRNA ligase, cytoplasmic 1-like. NCBI's taxonomy places the organism in Eukaryota, Viridiplantae, Streptophyta, Magnoliopsida, Sapindales, Anacardiaceae. The transcript has 7 exons. Gene Ontology annotation, cellular component: mitochondrion. Gene Ontology annotation, molecular function: nucleic acid binding; asparagine-tRNA ligase activity; ATP binding. Gene Ontology annotation, biological process: asparaginyl-tRNA aminoacylation. The record is from RefSeq and is a predicted model, not a curated record. Bases 540 to 2222 code for a protein of 560 amino acids.